Chenopodium quinoa (quinoa) is the source of this 1448-nucleotide messenger RNA. RefSeq lists its product as uncharacterized. The coding region runs from base 483 to 896 and encodes 137 amino acids. The record is from RefSeq and is a predicted model, not a curated record. The transcript is spliced from 4 exons. NCBI's taxonomy places the organism in Eukaryota, Viridiplantae, Streptophyta, Magnoliopsida, Caryophyllales, Amaranthaceae.
UAGUAGGAGUAGUACCGUAGUAGUAGUGGUGGUGGUGGUGGGGCUAAAAUGUAAAAUGUAAGCCCCCACAAGAGUAAAAAGUGUUAGGAAGAAAGGGGGACAAGUGUAGUCCUUCAAAAGAUAUAUUGAAUUGGCAAUAUCAAGGUUCAUCAUCACCCAAACACCUCCAUGUUCUCGCAAUUAAGGACCUCCUCUUCCUUAGCUUCUUUUUUUUUCUUUUCUUUUUUUUCUAAUUGGAAAAACCUUCUUUUAUAACCCUCUAUAUAUAUGUUCAUAUUAAAAGGUCUCUUAGCACACUACUACACCCUUUCUAUCCUAAACAACAUAACUCAAGGAAAAAAAAAAAACCCCUAGCUUUAAUCCCCUCAUUUAAAUACUAGAUAGCUAGUUUUUAAACUUUUUUUUUUUUUUUUUUUUUUUGCCCUAAUUAUACACAUUAAUAUAUAUAUAUACUCACACUUUUUUUAGAUCAUUAUCUUAUCAUGUCUUUGGUUGCGCUUAAAUUUUUGGCUGCCUUGUUAUUACUUCAAAUGCAUGCAUGCAAUGCAAGGCACACCUUUGAUCUUGUUUCCUAUACCAAGGUGGUGGAUGCUGGUGAGAAAACAAAGCUAGUACAUCAUGAAAUUGAUCUCAAGGGAUCUCAUAUAUUUGAGGAUAUCAUGUAUACAUCUUCAGAUGACUUAUCAAUUGCUACGUUGGAAAAUAACUCAAGGCCGUCAAAGGAAAUGCAGGGAUUAUUCAAAGUGAAGGCAAGAUCAAUGCUAGAAUCUAAGUCGCAUGAUGAGACCAAACAACCGAGUACUAGUGAUGCAAAUGAAGGUGAAUCCGUGGAGGACGCCGUGGUCAUGGAUUAUGUUCAUCCCCAUCGCAAGUCUCCGAUUCACAACCAUCAUUAGCUAGCUAUAUAAUAAAGUCCUUAUAUGAUUAUCAAUCUAAGCUCUUAAAACAAUGUUUACGUUUAAACAUAAAACAAAAAUAUCAUUUCCCCUCUUUUGAGUCUGAUUUUCAGACAUGUAACAUGAUUAAACCUAUAAUAUUAAGUAUGUAGUGGAUCCACAGGACCACAGUUUUUCCUUUUUUUUUUUUUUUUAUUUUUUUAUUUUUUUUGUGUGUGUUUGUAUCCUUGAACAACGAUAUGUAUGAAGUGUGAAUAUAUUUUGUAACUUAUUAUAUAUAUAUUGCGGUCAAGGAAUUAUAUUAAUGAAUUGAAGUUUAACGUGAAAGAUCAAGUGGAGGGCCAUGUUUGACAAGUAUGGUGCUUGGUUCCUCUUUAUUACAAUACACUGAGGGAGAGGCGGCAGGUAUCUGUUAUUAACUGCUAUUUCAGUUAUGCUCAACUACCAAUCUCCCGCCAUGUAACUGUAACAGAUGAUUAAAAAUUAUUCUAUGGAUUAUAAUCAACAUGCUAUAUGUUCAUGAUUUUCACUCAUGAAGUCAUGGACCAUACG